Messenger RNA from Prorocentrum cordatum, 4215 nucleotides. NCBI's taxonomy places the organism in Eukaryota, Dinophyceae, Prorocentrales, Prorocentraceae. The record is from the annotation of a GenBank genome assembly.
AUGAUGGAGAUUAACUCGGAAGCGGCGACCCACUUCUGCAAGUUCACCAACUCCAUCAACAUCAUCGACCGCUUCUUCUGUUCUGCCACAGGCUGGAUGAUGUGUCAGCUCAUGACUGAGGUUAACACUGUGGACACGCCUGAGCACCUGUGCUCCAUGGGCAUCUCGGAUCAUGCUGCUCUCUCGAUUCGGCUGCGUCUUCGGGGUACGCGUCCCGCUGCUGAGCGGCCCAUCCCCAAGCACAUCUUCACCUCUGUUGCCUUCCAGCGCCGACUCCGAGGAAUGGUUGCUGAUGGUGAUGAGGAUCUGCUCCGAUGGAGCCCACCGGUGGCCACAGAGCACUACAAGUACAUGAUGAAGGAGGCCGCCAGGGAGGCCCGCGACAUCCUCUUCUUCUCGGCCCCUGACCUGCCUGGGACGCUACAGCUGGUUGCUCGUGGGAUAGCACGAGCGGUAUGGCGUCAAGACGCUGCCCUUGCCCUCAAGCUCAUCGAGACCUCCCAGCACGCCGCCGACGCCCUGAUGGUCGACGGCCAGGUCGUCUCGCUGCGCCACGCCCCGUCCUUCGAGCAGUGGGCUGCUGGAGUACAUCGGUUGGUUCGGGAACGCACUGCGGCCCUGGCGGCCUACUGGACCCCUGUCUUCUCCAAGAAAGAGCCCCACCCUGUCAUGACCCAGAUGUACCUCGAUAGGUUCCUCACCAAGGCCUCUGACAUCGACCUGCACUGUCCUCUGACCCCAAUGUUCCGUAAGGUUCUCAGGCGUGCUCGUCACUCUGCUCCUGGUGUCGACGGGCUGCCCUACGCUGCCUGGUCGGCGUGCGACUAUGGCGCCCAGCACCUGGCCAGAAUGUUCGGAUGGCUAUGCCAAGGUCAGUCGUUGUUCGCCUCUGCCAGCGUCACCCUCCAGGCGUUCCUCCCCAAAGGUGCUGUUCUGUAUGAGCUUGCCUCUCUGCGCAUCCUGGUGCGGGUCCUCGGUGUCAUGGAAAAGAUUGCGGGCCUCAAGAUUAAGAUCAGCAAGUGCACCCUGGUCCCCCUCGUCGGCUGCAUGACAGAAACCCUGAAAACCAUGACCCAGACCCAGCUGGCCUCCAUCGCGAGUGACUGGGCUACACGCUGGGUCUUGCGCCUGGAUGACUCCGAGAGCGGCCGUGCCGACUGGUUGAUGUGGUGCAUCCCGUACGUGCGUGCCAAAUUUGAGGCGAUGGAAUGGGUGGAUUCGUCUGGUUGGAGUGGUACUCUCGACGAACUCGCUCGUCAUAUCUGCAUGGUUGCCUGGGACACCUCUACCGAGGGGCGCCUCAAUAUUGUAGAUUACUUUCGGUGGCUGAAUGACCCGCGUAACUCCUUGACGCGGCACGGGCUCUGGGAAGAGAUGGUGGAUCGACAUUUCCAGGCCCUUCGUGAGAUUCGCAGAGAGAUGAGGCAAUACUUGGGACCCGCUGCGCCACACCGUGUUCGUGACUUCCUUGUGGACAGCAAUGGAGACGAGGCCCUGCCCAUCGUCGCUGCCAACGGGUCGGUGCGCUACUUUGCCUCACUAGUCUCAGCAGUGGAUCCCGAAGAUGGCGAUGCCGCCGACGGAGAUGGGUUGCACGCCGUCCUCGAGAGUUGCGCCGUCUCGGAGAGUUGCGCCAUCGUCACGAGUUUCGCCGAUUUGGUCACGGAUCGCUUCCCUCUUCGCUACUCCCCCGUGCUCGUUUUCCCCGACCUGGCCGAGUUCGACGGCUGCUGGUUCAUCGUUUGUGCCCUGUCCGACGCGGAUGGCGGGACCCUCCCCUUCGAUUUCGCCUCUGACGAGAAUUUCGUCGUCAUUGUCAUGCAGUGCUACUCCAUCCUCUUCUAUUGGCACGAGUUCUGGUACAGGAAGCUGCCUGACGAUCAGGACGCCUACCAGCAGAUCGACCCGUCCGACAUCGCGAGCUUGGUUCGAGACAUUCGGCAGGCCACGGGGCGAGGGAGCAACAACCUGGGCCCAGCGGGCCUGAGAGCGGCCCCUGCGGAGUCGCUCGCCGAGCUCGCCGAGUUGUUCCCGAGGCCUUACUGUGUUACUCACUGUAGCCUGAUGUGGGAGUUCGCCGAGUUUUGCGAUUAUGUGGACCUCGUUUUGGCCCUGGAAGCCGCCCUGGCUCUGGACUGUCCUGAUGUCUCCGUGUGGCUACCCCUGGUGCGUCUCGCCCCCCGCUGCAUCAAAGCGAGAGGUGCGAUUUCCAGCCCGAUCGAGCCCACGGCGACUAUCCUCACAGGCGAUGGAGACGCGAAGAAUUUUGCUAGAGCGGUCAUUUGCGAUACUCUGGAUCAUGGCUGGCUCCCGCAGGACCCCCAAAGCAUGGAGUGGUUGGCUCCUACGGGGAGUGUCUGGAGGCUCGAGCUCCCAGACCAUGGUUUCAUUGACUUUGACACUUCUGUGCGUGAACUUCUGCUGACAGUCUGGGCUAGGUUGUGGCGUCGUGUGGCCGCCCGCGUCCAAUGGUCUCGGGCCGAGGGUGGCCUCGACAGGUACUCGCUGCACACGUGGUUGUGUGCCCCGGAUCGUAAGGCCUCCGAGCAGGCCCUCAGGCUCCGAGGUUCCCUGCUUGCGGUGGCCACGGCCGCGACCUGGUGCCGCGCCAGGAUGCUCGAUGUAGGCAUGCUUGAAGAAUCCGAAGCCCUGUGCCAGCGCUACCCUGCCCGCGCUGUUCAUACGGGCUUUCACUGGGCGUGGGGUUGUGCUGUCCAUUGCAUGCUCCAGGAGUGCAGUGGUGCAGCUGACCUCGAGGCGUGCGCGAGCCUUGUGCGGGAUCAGGUCCAAGCCGUCCGAGAGUUGGUUGGAGGCCUACCAGGUCCGAUGCAGACCAUCCAUCGUGUGGAGUUGCUGGCUUUAGUUCUGUGGGUGGAGGAGCUCGCGGCUCGCUGCAUGGCCGCUGAGUCGCAGGCGCGCGAGCUCGGAGAGGUGCUCGCCGGUCUCCUGCGCGAGCGCGAGCGGGCGGCACAGGAGGGCGCGCACCUGGUGGACCGGCGGCACGUGUCCGCGCGGGUGCGGCAGUAUUUCGACUGCGCGGAGGGGGGCCGCCGAGACGAGGCGGACGCUGCCCUGCAGGAGGUCUGGCGCGCCCUGCGCGACGAGCCAGUGCGGCCGCAGGCCCCGCCUGCGGGCCAGCCGCCGCUGGGGGCGGCGGCCGCCGCCUCGCCGCCGCGGCCGCGCCGCGCGGAGGCGGCCGCCCGGCCGCGCGCCGUGCUCUCCGCCGCCUCGUCGGCCGGAAGCCUUGCUUGGAUUCAGGCGGCCCUCGCGCAUGACCCCGUUGGCGGCGGGCUAGCACGGGGCGCAAGGGCCGCACCGCAGCUCGGGCAUAGCGGGCCGGGAGGGGUGAUUGAAGAUGGGUGGGCGUUGGCCCGGUCCAGCGUGAAUUUGCCCGCACUGCUGCAGAAGCGGGCCCUGACGAGGCCUCCCGACGUGCCUCUCUCGCGGUGCGGCAGUGCCCAGGCUCCGCCCGGGCGGCCCUUGCGGGACAUGGAGGAGCUCCGCGACGCCGUGGCCGCCGCCCUGCGUGGGGCCGCGGCCCGCGCACGCCAGCUUGGGGGCCAGGCCUGCUGGCUCGCGGGCGCCGCCGCGGAGCAGUCCGCGUGGGCCCUGCGGGCGGGCGCCGGCGUCGCGCAGGGCGGCGCGGCCGCCGCGACGGUGGGCAUGCAGCGCGGCGUGGAGCUCACGGCGGAGUGCGCCAGCAGCGGCCUCAGGACGCUGGGGCACGCGCGCGAGCUGCUGCCCGUGGCAAGGCGGAGCGCGGCCGCGGCCAUCCGGGCGCUGGAGGAGGUGAAGCAGUCGGAGGCCCUGCAGCUGCGGCGGCUGGAGGACCUGCCCAGCGUCGCGGAGUACCUGGCGCGCCUGGGCAACCAGCUGGACGCGCUCGCCGCCGAGCUCCGGGAGCUCCCCGCCUCCGCCGUGGUCAUGCUGGCGGCGGUGACGCUCAGGCUGUUCUGGGCGCUGAACACAGUGGGUGACGCCGCCCUCCGCGAGGUGCUGCACGGCCGGACGCUGCUCUCGCGCUUCGUCUUCGCCAUCUGCUUGUUCCCCGGCUGUUGGUGCGCGUGCCACUACAAGGGCGCCAUUCGAAGAAGAAAAGACAGAUUGAACCGAACUGCUCGGAGCUCCGCGCCUAUAUCUUGGACUGCGUGGAGCCCCGCUGCUUGGAUGACCGCGGUUGUUACUAAAGGGAGAGCGGAUCAGAAGUGGAUGUGA